Messenger RNA from Bombyx mandarina (wild silkworm), 2731 nucleotides. RefSeq lists its product as uncharacterized. The record is from RefSeq and is a predicted model, not a curated record. NCBI's taxonomy places the organism in Eukaryota, Metazoa, Arthropoda, Insecta, Lepidoptera, Bombycidae. Gene Ontology annotation, molecular function: metal ion binding.
ACCACAUCUUCCAUCUCGUUGUGACGUUUGAAUAUAAUUUUGUGUUUCAAAAAUUGUUAUUUUCUAUAAACUACUUUCACGAACUAAAGGUUAAUUAGUGUUUUAAAAUUUGCUCGAGUCCGGAUAGCGAAAAAUACCAUGGAGUCUCCACGUAAAUUCAACGAUUGUUACUUUUAUUACUAUUCCACAUGUACAAAGGGAGAUAAUUGUGUGUUUCGCCAUGAGCCGUCAGCCUUAGGCUGUGAAACAAUGUGCACAGCCUGGCAACAGGGGAAAUGUACUGAUAAACGCUGUAAACUACGUCACAUGGAGCUUAGGAAAAAUCGUAAACAAAUUCCAUGCUACUGGGAGAACCAACCUGGUGGCUGCCGCAAGAUUCACUGCCCAUUCAUGCAUAAGAACCCCGAGGCACGUACUGAUGGAAUUGCUCCAAGUCAGCCUGCCCCACCUGUUCAUGCUUGCCUAAACGAGAGUGUGGUGGAGCAGCCACCGAUGGGAGCCAUCCCGCCCCCUGCUGUGCCCGCCCCGGUGCCGCUUCUGUGGCAGCAACAAAGACAAGUGGUGCUGGAUAGCACGUUGCUGGGUGUGCCGCGUCACGACGCUGGCGCUCCGUUCGCGCCGCUGCCCGUGGACCCCCUCGUCGUCAACUUCGACGAAGAGUCCGAUAAUGAAAGCGUUCCCUCGUCCACACCCACUAAGAACAUGUCCGACGACGCGCAGAAUAUCGCCCGUUCAAAGUCUCAGGAGCUUCAGCUUCUGGAGAAAAUACAAGCGGAAGCCGCCGCGUUUUACAGCUACGACCCCCUGCCGCCCGUCGAUGCUCCUAAAGAGCGCAAGAUCGUCAGGACGAACCUCUCGUCCAAGUACGACAAGAUAUCGCUGGACGAGAUCUCAGGUAAGACCCCGAACCUCGAACGGAGGGGCUCGUUAGACUUCAAGGUUUUAUCGUUGGAUGAAAUAAGAGCUAAGAAAAAAGAGACGGCAGUCCACGCCGCACCCAUAACAUUAAACUUGACCAGAAAAAGGAAGCUGUCAACCCACGAGGCCCUCACGACAUCCGGUAAUAAAAUUAUUAAAGUGGUUCGUAGUAAUUCCAUCGUUUAUAAGAAAAUGGAACAGAACGCGUCUCCUUUGCCGGUACAAGCCAAAGUUGAUAAUAAACAAGUGACGGCUUUGAAUCCUAGGAAACGGACAUUGUCGGAGCAGACUGCCGAUGUCUACGAAUCUAUAGACGAUGAACUGAUCGACAAUUGUUACGAGUUUAAAAGAGUUAAAAUCACCGAGAGCACCGCCAAACCUAGGCUCAUACGAAACAGGCUGUGCAGUAGCGGCCAAAACAAGGAUGUUUCUAAAGACGAAGCGGAUAUCAGCGCAGACAUUUCCGAUCACGAAGUGGAAAUUGUCGAUUUGGUUGUAGAAAAACAUAUUGAUCUAUCUUCUGAUACGGAGGUUAUAGAUGUAGAUUCGACUAAAAUGGGCGAUCCUAUAGACAUUGUCGAUCUGAGCGAGGAUCAAGAAGAAACGGGAUCGUCUAUAGAGCUAGAUAAAAAUGUACCGGACGUAGUGGCCAGUUGUCAUAAGAACAACAAAACAGAAAAAUCGGAGGAAGACAUUAUUAAUGAAAUAGACGCACUAGUCAACGAUGACGGACUGAAAGAUUUUAAUAAUUAUAGACUUGAAUCGACACUAUGAAUUAAUAUAAUUUGACGUGACUAUAAAUAGUUUGGUCAACUGUGUAUAUUGAAUAGAACACUCGAAAAGUGUUAUAGAACUCACAUCGACUGGUAAGAUGAUAGUACAAAUGAUAUUUUGAAAAUUAAAAUGAAAGAUUUCUAUGUGCUCUUUAUUAUAAUAAAGUUUUUAUAGAAUACUCGAAUUAAAAUAGCAAUAAUUGAAAAAACGUAGAAAAAUAUUUUAGUACGUAAACAUUUUGAGAGCAAUAUCUUUUGUAUAGUCAUUAUAAUAGUAGCUGUAAGGAACAUAUGGUGAGUUAAUUGGAAAUAUUUGCUCAGUGAUGGACCAUUUGAUCUAAAGUAAGUUAGAUCGCGUGUUUAAAUAUUUUGGAAUAUUACUUAAUAUUAAUAUCUGGCUAUGGUAUUAAGUUACCGAAAUUUGAUUUUAAAUUGUGGCUGUCACGCAGAUUUAUUUGUGUAUAACUUAAUAUAACCAUAGAAUGAUGUCAGGGAAAUGGAUAUAGAAAUGGAUGGAUUGCGUGAAAGCCGAUAUGUGAAAGAGGGGAGUGAGCGAAGAAAUGGUAUAUGAUAGAGGAGUAUGGAAGGAGAAAACAUGUUGCGCCGACCCCAGGUGACUGGGAGAAUGGCAGGAUAAUGAUGAAUGAUGUCAGGGAUUCCCCGGAGAAUCGAUAACAACGUUCUCUGCGUUUAUACUGGCCCACCAGCUUUUACUGGUGGUGGGGUUUUUUAAACGCUUACGGAUAGAUACCGCUAUCCUGCGCCGAAGUAGUGUGGCUUGAUUGGUGGAAAAGCCGUCAUACAAUGCAAUGAAUAAUGUUACCUCAUAUCUCUAGAUGGAUGACGACAAUUACAUUGUGCUCCUUAUAAUGGGUAGCUUCAUACCAUAAUGACCGAGUUUUUUCAGCUAAUUCCAGAUAAAAAAAACUGCGUACAUGCUGAUUGCGGUGGUUAAAUUAGCAAUCAUAUUAUCAUAAUAAUUGUUUGCUUGAUCGUUCAUGAUCUUUUCGCACCUUUAGAAUUAUAGAGACCCAACCCAA